Messenger RNA from Austrofundulus limnaeus, 2766 nucleotides. It is a transcript of the gene cog4, whose product is annotated as component of oligomeric golgi complex 4. Bases 204 to 2423 code for a protein of 739 amino acids. Lineage: Eukaryota; Metazoa; Chordata; Actinopteri; Cyprinodontiformes; Rivulidae. The transcript is spliced from 18 exons. Gene Ontology annotation, biological process: retrograde vesicle-mediated transport, Golgi to endoplasmic reticulum; Golgi organization. The record is from RefSeq and is a predicted model, not a curated record. Gene Ontology annotation, cellular component: COG complex.
CGGUAUUCCUAACGAAAAACAUGCGAUUUUUAUAUCGCGUAGUUAAAUUAAACGUUGUUUGUUAACAAAUGAUACAAAUAAAAACAUAAGUAGGCUCAUAGUUGCUACGAUUCAUCCUCUUCCAUUACCUUCCAGACUAAACCCAGGAACCAGAAGCGAACUGAUGACGUUGACUUCUGUUUAGCUCUACGUUGAGGCGGAACAUGGCCGACAGCGGACCCUUGGCCGCAAAAAGAAGCGACUCCGGUUCCUUGUCCUCGGUGAGCAUGGAGACCAUCUCCACGCUGACGGAGCUGGAGGACCUGGAGAGAGUUUACCAGCAGCUCUGCGCCGAGGAGAAAGAAGUGGAAGCUGAGCUGGACAGGCUGGUGGGACAGGAGGGGAGCGUUCACACAAAGAUGCUGGCACUGCAGAGGAUGGGACCUAAUUUACAGCUGAUUGGAGGAGACGCCAGUCAACUGUCAGGCAUGAUCAAUUUCACCUGCAGCCUGGCUGAAAACGUCAGUCGCAAAGUCAGACAGCUGGACCUGGCAAAAACUCGUCUGUAUAACGUCAUCCAACGUGCGGACGAUAUCCUCGACCUGAAGUUCUGCACUGACGGCGUGCAAACGGCUCUGCGUAAUGAAGAUUAUGAGCAGGCCGCAGCGCACAUCCAUCGAUACUUGUCUCUGGACCAGUCAGUCAUUGAGCUGAGCCGACAGGGAGAAGAAAGCAGUGCUGUGGACGCCAGUCUGGUCUUGCUGCAGGAAGCUGAACAGAAACUAAAAGUCAUAGUCGCGCAGAAGCUCGACGAGGCCGUAGCGGCGGUCGACCUGGCGCAGGUGGAGAGGUUUUUCAAGAUCUUCCCUCUGUUGGGCCUCCACCAGCAGGGUCUCGCCCGCUUCGGUCAAUAUCUCUGCAGCCAGCUCGCCUCCAAAGCCGAGGAGAACCUGUUGUUGGCGACGGGAGGCGAUCUGGGUGAGAAAAGAGCCCUGCUGAUCUUCGCAGACACGCUGACUCUGCUGCUGGAAGGGAUCGCUCGCGUCGUCGAGACUCACCAGCCGAUAGUGGAGACGUACUACGGUCCGGGCCACCUGUACACGCUCAUCAGUCACCUGCAGCAGGAGUGUGACAGUCAGGCUCAGAAGGUUGUCGAUAAGUUUAUCCAGCAGAGAGGAUACCACAACAAGUUUCAGAUUGUUCAGAGCAGCAUGAUGAAGAGCGUUCCGGGGGAAAGGAUCGAGCCGAGGGAACUGGACCCCAUGCUGACUGAAGUGACCCUGAUGAACGCCAGGGCGGAGCUCUACCUGCGCUUCCUGCGGCGGCGCAUCAUGGCAGACUUCGAAGUUGGAGAUGAUCGAACCAUCACGCYGGAGCAUCAGCAGAAUGUGGAGAAGCUCCUGAAACACUGUUCACUGAGCAGGACGACGCAGGAGCUGAUUGGAUUCUACAUCCCCAUGGAGGAAUAUUACAUGAGGGAGUCUGUCAACAAGGCCGUUGCGAUGGAUACGUAUGAAAAGGGUCAGCUGACCAGCAGCAUGGUGGAUGAUUGUUUCUACAUUGUGAAGAAGUGCAUCAGCAGAGCUUUGUCCAGCUCCAACAUCGACUGCCUCUGCGCCAUGAUCAACCACGCUAACUCCGUGCUGGAGUCCGACUUCAGGGAGGUGCUGUACAACAAGCUGAGGCAGGGCUUCCCGGCUACGACGCUGCAGGACAUCCAGCGUGGCGUCAGCAGCGCGGUCAGCAUGAUGCAGAGCAGCUUGCAGCAGGGCAARUUCAACACGCUGGGCAUCGAGAGCACGGAGAACGCCAAGGCCGCCUUCCUGGUGACUCUGAAUAACGUGGAGGUGUGCAGUGACAACAUCACAACCUUAAAACGGAACCUUGAGAACGACUGCUCCAAACUGUUCAGUCAGGGGGUCGGUUCUGGGGAACAAGCCAAGAUUGAGAGCUGCUUGUCGGACCUCGUCAGCACCUCUGCAAAGUUCAAGGAUCUCCUACAGGAGGGUCUGACGGAGUUGAACACGACAGCCAUAAAGCCACAGGUCAAACCCUGGAUCAGCAGCUUCCUGUCCAUCUCACACAACAUCGAAGAGGAGGAGUUUAAUGAUUAUGAAGCUAAUGACCCCUGGGUGCAGCAGCUCAUCGUUAACUUGGAGCAGCUCAUGGCUGAGUUUAAGCUCGGAGGGCUGCAGUUUGAUAAAGAGCUCCGGUCUCUGGUGGCGUACCUCACCACCGUGACCACAUGGACCAUUAGAGACAAGUUCGCUCGCCUCACACAAAUGGCCACCAUCCUCAAUCUGGAGCGGGUAACAGAGAUUUUGGAUUACUGGGGUCCGAACUCAGGCCCGCUGACGUGGCGUUUGACCCCCGCAGAGGUGCGUCAGGUCCUGGCGUUGCGGAUCGACUUCCGAAGCGAGGACAUCAAGAGGCUCCGCCUGUGACCUGGGCACCGGCGGUUAUCAGGGACUCACUUACCCACCUGCUGAUCCCGGACGAAYGAUGGAUCUGCCAUCUUCGUCUUUGUUUCUGCUUCUCAGCCAAGCUGGUUCCAGUCUGGGUUGGCCAAGCUUUUUUUUUUCUUUUUUUGAAGACACAUGUUUUUUUUUUUUUUUUUUUUGGUUAGAAACAGUUUGGUAAUAAUUAACUGUAAGACGUGUAAUUAAAGCUGUGGAUGUGUGACUGUGUCUCAGCGGAGUUCCAGUGCUUCAGAAACAGGGACACGCUGGGACCGAGGAGCGGAGCUGUAAUGAACGUCGUACCCAUUAAACUGACAGAAGCAGGUCA